AAAAGGGCCAACCACGAUUUUUUGUUCUUUGUUCAAUGACAGAACCUCGAUCUAGGCUUAAAGGAAAAUCUGGCAGGCUGACUCACAAAUCUGCGAGCGUUCGCAGAUUAUAUAGGGACCGUGCUGUUCCUCCUUGAUUUUUUCUCCAACUAUGGCCGAGCAGAUUCCCCGCACUCGGACACGAUCGAUAGACGAAAAGACCAUCGACGAGGCUCCUCAUGGGAAACCCAAGGCAGAAGAGGACAGUGGCCUGGUCAAACCGCCCACGGGCUUCGAGGGAGACUUUCCCGAUGGCGGAUUGAGAGCUUGGUUGGUUGUCGGAGGGACGAUGUGUACUACCUUUUCAACAUUCGGGUAUGUCAACGCGUGGGGGGUGUUCCAAGCAUAUUACGAAGAAACAUUGUUGAAAGACUCAGACUCUUCAAAGAUUGCAUGGAUUGGCUCCGUUCAGUACGCCCUCGUCUUCAUGCCGGGUCUAAUAACUGGACGGAUGUUCGACAUCGGUUACUUCAGACUACCGUUUCUGCUAGCAACCGUCCUCCUUGUCGUUGCAACAUUUUUGGUCGCCCAAUGCACACAAUACUGGCAUUUUCUGCUCUGCCAAGGCUUCGCCAUCGGGUUAGCAUGUGGGACGGUGUUUGGUCCGGCGAUGGGUAUUAUCGGACACUGGUUCCGACGACGACGGGGGCUCGCUCUCGGUAUAAUGGCUACUGGCUCGUCAAUCGGUGGUACCGUCAUCCCAAUAACUGCUCGUAACCUCAUAAACGCCGUAGGGUUCCCAUGGACAAUGCGGAUCAUCGCUUUCAUCUUAAUGUUUACUCUGGGUAUCGCCAACUUGACGCUGAAACGCCGACUUCCGCCUGUGAAUGUGUCUGGAGGUAUACUCAACCUGAAAGCCUUCAAGAGCGCACCGUAUACACUUUGGUGUAUUGCUAAUUUCAUCGCUUUCCUGGGACUGUAUACAGUUUUGACCUAUAUUAGCGUUAGCGCCGCAGCCUAUGGUGUAUCGUCCGAUAUCUCGUUCUAUAUGGUCUCUAUUGCUAAUGCCAGCUCGGGAAUCGGACGGAUCGUGGCAGGGAUCUUUAUCGAUCGAAUAGGUGCCGUGAAUUACUUCGGACCUAUGACAGUCAUAGCAGCCGCCCUCACGUACGCUUGGCCGUUCGCGCGGACCUUGCCUUCUAUGAUUGUUGUAGCCGUGAUAUAUGGCUUCUCUAGCGGAGCGUAUGUCUCCUCGUUCCUUACUCCCAUUUUCGAGCUAGGCGAGAUUGGUGAUCUUGGGAGGCGGACGGGAAUGGCGAUGUCGAUAGCAGCUCUCGGCGCGCUUGCAGGUCCGCCGAUCUCUGGAGCGAUCAACACAGCUACGGGUGGGUUUGAGGCCGUGGGGUAUUAUGCAGGUAGCACCAUCUUGCUCGCGGUGAUACUGAUGUAUGUUGUGCGACACCUUGUUCUUGGAACGCCUAGAGGAAAAUUCUGAACGUGGUAUGAUAUCACGACUAGACUUAGACUUACGCCCAUGUAUCACUACCUUUUCGGCCAUGAACUCAGAGAAUUGAAGCGUCCGCAAUAAGUGUCACUGUCUCCAGAUUACUCGAGGGAAUGACGGUGGUCUUUCAGAUGCUUCCUCGAAUUUUCACUCGU
Molecule: messenger RNA, 1638 nt
Organism: Desarmillaria tabescens
Lineage: Eukaryota; Fungi; Basidiomycota; Agaricomycetes; Agaricales; Physalacriaceae
Product: major facilitator superfamily domain-containing protein
Exons: 13
Coding region: 152-1474 (440 amino acids)
Biological process (GO): transmembrane transport
Cellular component (GO): membrane
Molecular function (GO): transmembrane transporter activity
Source: RefSeq, a predicted model, not a curated record